AUGAAUUUCAGUUGCACAGUAAAGCUGAGCUACAUUUAUCCUCCGACGACGUCUCGUCUUCCGCCUGAAGUCAUCUGUUCUACCGUAAUAAAUCCGAAGAUUAGGCAAGAAAGCGAUAUUUGGAUGUUCGGUAUUCUCUGUUGGGAAUGUAUGGCACUGGGUGCAGAGCCAUAUUAUCAAAGAACAUCUGAUGAGAUUCAACGAUGGUCGCUGGUGAUGGACUGUUUGUCGGAGGCACAUCGUCGGCCACGUUCCGUUGGUUCCGUGCCCACUCUUGCGGACAGGAUGCAACAACUGCACAGCUAUUACGCUCAAUCAGUGGAUUGCCUCCAUCCGGUGCCGAAUGUAGGCAAUUGUACAUGUGCUGAACACAAAUGCAAGAAAAUCGAUGGUUUCAAUAGAGAAUGA
Molecule: messenger RNA, 408 nt
Organism: Angiostrongylus costaricensis
Lineage: Eukaryota; Metazoa; Nematoda; Chromadorea; Rhabditida; Metastrongylidae
Source: the annotation of a GenBank genome assembly